AUGGGGUUCACAUAUUUCAUUUCCUGGCUGGGACUAGGCUCUAACCAGCAGACUUCCAGCCGAGCCCCGGAACUCGCAAACGGUCCCCAGACUGUCUGGCUCCUUCCCUCUCCCCUCAGCUCGGGCAGCUCUCGUCCCAACCCAGCCUCUUCCGUCGGUCACGUUGUUUCCUCCGCUAGCAAGGACCUCUUUCCUCUGCGGGCCCUUCCCAACGCUCCGGGAACUUCUACACAGCCGGAGCGCCUCGGCUUCCAGCCACCCUUGCCUCCUGACGCGCUGGCUUUGGGACCGAACCCAGCCUUGCAGCGAGCGCCCGUUCUCCGGGGCGCAGCCCCUGUCCGCACCCCACCGCCACCUGGCUCCACCGCGGCCGCUCGGGAAGCCUCAGGCGCUUCCCAGAAUAGAGAGCAGCGGCUCACGUCAGGCUGCAGCCCGCCGCGGAGUUCUCGGCGCACCGGGUGCGGGCGGAGGGGAUGUGACUCUGCUCUGGCCUUCCGUCUCCCUACACGGGCCGGGAAACUGAGGCCCAGGACCGGAGAACCUCGGCGGGGUGCAGAGUACGCGCGGGCCCGACCAGUCCCGGGCCCCGAGCGUCCCGACUCCCGGCGCCAGACCCGACUAACUCGCCGCGAGAAAGUUGUUGUCUCCCAGCCCGUCCUCGCCUCUCACCUCCGAGACACACCUUCCCGCUGGCCCUGGCGGCCGCGCUCUCACAUCCGGUCCACCUUGCGCACACCCCUUUCCACGCUCUCUCGCAGCCCGUCUCCCUCCCACGCCAGUGGCUCCCAGCCGCUCCCCCGCGCCCCCUCGCGCACUCCCACCCGCGCCCCGGGCGCGCCUUCCCCGCCGCGCCCGCCGGGGAGCUGGCGCUCGGGAGCCCCGGUCCCGGGCCGCGACCCGCUUCCGCCCGCCCGGCGCAGGGCAGGAGCCCGGGGAGGCGCGCGGAGCGCUCGCAGCGCGAGGCCAGGGGCGCACAGCGCGGGGCGGGGAGGGGGCGCUCGCUCGCUCACUCUCAGCUGCGCACACGCCGGUACAAACUCUCACACAGACACGAGCGGGGUGCGCUGCCGCCGCCCGCCGCUGCUCCUCCUCCCGCCACCGCCUUGA
Artibeus jamaicensis (Jamaican fruit-eating bat) is the source of this 1107-nucleotide messenger RNA. RefSeq lists its product as uncharacterized. NCBI's taxonomy places the organism in Eukaryota, Metazoa, Chordata, Mammalia, Chiroptera, Phyllostomidae. Bases 1 to 1107 code for a protein of 368 amino acids. The record is from RefSeq and is a predicted model, not a curated record. The transcript has 3 exons.